This is a messenger RNA of Mucor mucedo, 818 nucleotides long. RefSeq lists its product as uncharacterized. NCBI's taxonomy places the organism in Eukaryota, Fungi, Mucoromycota, Mucoromycetes, Mucorales, Mucoraceae. The record is from RefSeq and is a predicted model, not a curated record. The transcript is spliced from 3 exons. Bases 298 to 510 code for a protein of 70 amino acids.
GAUAGUCUUUGCCAUAGGAGGGGCGACCUCCCAAGCAGGGUUCUUGAGUUUUGGAACUCACAGCCUGUGAAUAACAGGGAUUGCACUGUAAAUGGUUGGGAUCAUAUUGGCCUGCUGGGCUUGGCCAUAAAUCCUGUAAGUGGCAUAAAAUAAUACGGAGGUCUAGACAAUACCUUUAAAAAAAAAAAGUACUUACAAAAAAAAAAAGGCGGCAUUCUCCUUUGCUUUUUCCAUAAUGUCUGAAUCUUCCAGCAACACCAGUUCUGAUUUCUUUAAGGAACACUGAAGAAAUCAAAAAUGCCAUUCGUUUUUUUUUUGGAAGCGGCUGGACUGACGAUUACUGUCAACGCCAUAAGUAAUCAGUUAACAGAUUGCAUUGUACAAGAUUACGAUGGAGCAAAGUCCCCGUUUGUGUAUUUAUUAAAUACACUUUUUCGGCGCACUUUUCGAAAAAAAUUAAGCUCAUUAAGAGAAAAAAAAAGAUUGCUUCAAAGUCCGAAAAAAAAGUAGGUUAAAAUUGCUCCAAUGUUUGAGGACUUGGAGCCAGACAAAUGCUGGAAGUUUGUCAACAGGAACCACUGUAGAAGAGAGGAUGAAGGAGUUUGCAGUUGAAUGCAACUACGAACAUCCCGUACACUCUUUGGUUUUAGAUACAAACGAGAAAGCAUGGACUAACUACUUUACGGAAGAAGAGCUGGCUAAAGUCAAAGCAUUCAAAGUCAAGGAACUCGGCAGUUUACCUGUUUCCUACUAUCCAUCGAAACUCUGGCGGGAAGACACUUUUUUUAAAUUAUCUUUUAAAUAAAAAAACUUGUACA